Molecule: messenger RNA, 9893 nt
Organism: Colletes gigas
Lineage: Eukaryota; Metazoa; Arthropoda; Insecta; Hymenoptera; Colletidae
Gene: Patronin
Product: patronin
Exons: 26
Coding region: 1160-6451 (1763 amino acids)
Biological process (GO): neuron projection development; negative regulation of microtubule depolymerization; cytoplasmic microtubule organization
Cellular component (GO): microtubule minus-end
Molecular function (GO): spectrin binding; calmodulin binding; microtubule minus-end binding
Source: RefSeq, a predicted model, not a curated record
ACGUGCCGUGGACUCGAUGUUAGUGCGAAACGAUGAUUUUUCGUGCUGACAAUUCUUCUUAUUCGAGAAUUUUUGCGCAUCGAUACGUAGGAUCGUGAUUUACGAACGUUGGCGUGGCGAUUAGGCGACAAAGUUCACGUAAAGUCGUCGAAUUGUGGAUGGUGCUAGUGCGAAUUCUGUGCUGUGUACGAUCGUGGUCUUCUCGUGUGCAUUCGUGCCGCUGUCAACGAGAGCCUGGAAUAUCUGGACCACAGGAUAAUUAUACGAUAGAAUUCUACGAAUCGCGUUAGAAACACAUUGCGAAACUGCGAUUCGAGAAACGAUAAGAUGCAGUAUCUACGCGAACGAAGCAAAAUCGCGUGAGGUACGCCCCUUUGGCAGGUGCCAAUAACAGUUUUGCGACAUUCAUCGAGAGAAUCGACCACCGAAGACGCACAGGCUCUUGAAGAGGCUUAUUCCGGAACGCGUCCCCGAAUCCAUCAAGGAGACCCACUUCUCUAACUUUGAAUUUAUCACCUCGCUUGGUUUGUCCACUGUUUCGCGCAAAAUCGAUAGAGAAGCUCGCACAUUGUUCGUGGAUUGUGGAACGCUCUCGCGAGGAGUGUUACCGACAAAAAUAGCAGAGUCCUCGGCAAAUACGAUUCGAGUGUCCUUAGUUCUCGGUGCUCGUCCUUUGCUGCGUCUUGUCGCGAUUAACCGGCGUUAUUUCCUGCGACUUUUAACAACGCUGCACUCGGCGCUGCUUGUCGAACGUUUAUCGUGGGUUUUGAAACAUCGUGUAGUCUGGUACUGGCCGUGCAGUUUUAAUUUCUGUGAAUAUUCGGGAUCGACGCGAGAGUGCCAAUCGGGGCUAAAAUCGACGACGGUGUCGUAACGUAAAUAAUAAACUCGUAGCCAUCCCGAGAGACACUCUAACCUUACUCCGAAGGAAAUUCGCGUUCGUUGCGCCUAACCUUCGCGUUGUCGAUCGUGGUGCUUUUAUUUUUUGGGACAAAGUCGUGUGCAUGCCCGAUGGCACCGUGACACGCGAAAAAUCCGCGCGUCCGUGGGUAAACGUGAAAUUCUUUGAACGAACAUCGUCUCGCCGGCUAUGACGAGAACAAGGACCCGUUCGUACGAAUCGUCGCUGCCACCGUCGCGGAUGCUGUGAUUUCAUUGAAUGUGGAGUGCGAUCUCGCGCCUUUUCGUUAAGGGCAAAACCGAGGAACCUGCCCCGUGGACGGAGGAUCGGACGUGUGACAGUGUGUCCGAUACGGUCGUCCAUGUUUUCGACGCAAUGGAUCGUAACGUGGGUGACGAUCGACGAAAAGGCCCUGUCGGCGAGCAACAGCACGCCGCAGCCGAAUCUGAACACUACUCCGACGCCUAUGACUCCCGACAGGCCAAACAACGUGCCUCCGUAAGAUGGCUCCUGUCAAAGGCGUACAACAACCGAGUGCCAGAAAAUCUUCGCGAGCCCUAUUAUGUCGAUCAUGAGGAUCAAGAGCACCUGAAGCCGCAGAUCGUCCACGCACUUUCCAAUGCAGAACUAUACUGUUUGGCAUUGGCUAAUAUUUAUUCGGAUCCAAAUUAUCACAAUCAGAAUCAUUGCGGUAUUCUGCAGGCUCUCGCCAGAAAGGGUGUUUAUCUUGCGGAGCCAAACAAUACUCAACUCACCGAAACGAUCCUCAUUCAAAAUUCACCUCUCAAGAUGUCCGCGCAUAUGGCUGUGAUAGAGGGCCUGAUGGUCCUGUACGCGAAAGAAGUGGUGACCGGCGACCGCGUGGUCUCGGCUAUUCGACGAUUCGACCCCCAGGCCGACGUCGACGUCCCGACGGACCACGAAAAGGGUCUUCUCCUUUGGAUAAGCCACGCGUCGCAAGCGUUGAUCGCAAAAAUCCAAAUCGAGGAGGGGGCCGGUGAUAAAACGCGACUGCCAGAGCUGCCCGCUGCCAAGGACUUCCAAUCACUAUGCGAUGGCGUCGGUCUAGCCGCGGUCGUGGCAUUUUAUUGCCCCGGCGAACUGAACUGGAUGGACAUCCGCGUGUCGAAGAAACCGUCGGUCGCGGACGCCCUGCACAAUCUCUCGUUGGUUCACACCUUUUGUAACAGAUGUUUACCGUAUUCCAUUUUUCACACGCAACCCGAGGACGUGACGUACAUGAGGGGGUCUAUGAAGCAAAAUUUAGUCGUUUUCCUGGCGGACAUGUACAACGUGUUGGAAAUUCAUCCUGCAAAGUGCGUACGUUACCCCGGCGAGGAGAGGGCGAUGCAAUUCUUAGAUGCCUGCCCGCGCAAUAGUCAUGGCGUAGCUCAUAAAAGAAGUCUGCCACAGUCUAUAGCUCCGAUACCUGAUCUGAGAAGCAACCUCUCCGUAUCCGCGCCAGGCUUCACAGUUGCGAAAGCCUCGCCGUCACCAUCUGUGAAGAAGUCGCAAUCCUUACAACAGACUGCCGAAAAUUAUUCUCACGACGACAGAGUCGGUAGGCGAUUGCUGAAGCAUUUCUCCGCGAUUCCUCUAGAGAAGUCCGUUUCGUCGACUGUUUGCAGACGUACUGGUAGCGAGGAGAGUUUCGUAGUCCAUCGCGGUAAAGGCAUUCCUACGUUAAGCUCGGUGGCUGACGAGAAAUCGUUAGCCAGAGCAGACGCCGCUGGUCGGCCAAGUAACUGGGAAGAACAGAGGAGAAGUUCUUACGCUGGCCGACGAUCUAGACGCAACAGCGUCUCGGACGAUUCUCAGUUGACCAUAGAAAACUUUGGAGGAUCUCAGGAUAAUUUGCACAACUUCGGUAGAAAUCCGGACAAGGAAGUUGGGGGUCACAUAGGCAAACAGAGUGCCACCGAGCCUACUUUGCCCGCUAGAUCCAGCGUUCAGGAUGUUUAUGGGAGCGGCGUGCAACAUAUACUGUCCGACAACGGUUAUGGGAUCGACGAGCCCCCAAGAUUGAGACGGCAAGCCUCGAACUCUAGCUUGGACAACGUGGCACUCAAGCAAAUUUUACAUUCCAGUGAGAACGAUAAUUCGGAGGGUGAUUCCUCUAAGCUAGCGAGCUUCGCGAAUUUGAACAGGCAAAGCUCGGACAAGGGUAUAAAUCUGAACUAUACGGAGUCCGACGAUACCAAUACCAAGUCGAAUAUUUCCAACAAGAAGCAUGGACAGACUAACGGGAACGGGAACGGGGAAAAGAAAACGACGUUCGCCACUUUACCGAACACCACCACGUGGCAGCAACAGAGCAACCAGCAAUCCCAGCAAGCUGAACAACACUCCGCCGAUGAAAACGGUGGUAACACGUUUAUGGCCUCACAACUGAAUAAUAUUAGAUUGAAGCUGGAAGAGAAACGUCGUCACAUAGAGAACGAGAAGAGGAGAAUGGAGGUUGUUAUGUCGAAACAGCGUCAGAAAGUGGGCAAAGCUGCAUUCUUGCAAGCUGUUACAAAGGGUAAGGUUAAAUCUCCCUCUUCGUCAACGUCUGGGGGGGACAGUCCUGCCGAAAUUGGUCCCCCCACUCCUGUAACCUCCGGAUCUUCGGGGGAGACCCCGUCAAGCGUUUCCGAGACGACCCCCGUACCCCAACAAACCUUUCAAGAAAAACCACAGAGACCCUUCUCGCUCAAGGAAAUUAGUGAGGAUGUUCGGGACGUUGAGCAUAAGUGGUUGGAGCACGAUGGUAAUGCACCGUUUAUUGAAACGAGACGUACUCCAGACAUUGAGAAUAUGGAUCUUGACCAAUACCAUCAGUCCAUAUCACAGAUGAAUAGCAGUCUUAGCGAAAUACAAGCCGAUAUACAACGUUUAGCAAAUCAACAAAAUCAGAUACAACAGCAACAUUUAAUGACACACCAUCAGCAACAAAUGCAACAUCAAUUGCAACAGUUACAGAGUCUCAGUCAACAACACAUGCAAAGUUAUGGAAUGACGCCUAUAAGUACAUUAACCCCAAAGUUGCAAGAUUCCCAACAGUCUCAGUUUUAUUUACACGACCAACCGCAACUGCAAAGACGAAUGUGGGGUCAGCCGCCUCCCACGCAAAGUUUGGCAAACGAAAUGGCCGCGGUUGGGUACCAGCAACAAAUUGAUACGAGAUAUAGUUCUCCGUCGCCAGUUUAUCAUCAAGAUUUGCGCUUGUAUCAAGACACACGGAAUUGGGGAUCGCACCCACCUCAACAGAAAGGGUUCGUUUUGCACGAUACUUCCCAAGAACCGAGGUACCUUAAUGGCGGGGAUCAUAGUCUUUGUAAUAAUCAAAUGAGUCAUCCUGGUUCCACAUAUCCCACAUCUUCGUCUAUCUUUAAUCAAACUCCACCGUCUUCUGCUAGUCCACAACAUCGUAAUGCUGUUCAUCGAAUAAGUCAGUUAAUGAGCGAGAGCCCCGAACCAAAAAGGCCGACUGUACACCACAUACCGAUUAAAUGCGAAAGUCCAAUCGAAAAGAGGCAAGUUACUGCGUUGCACGCGCCCGUUCCAGCUCCACCCGUCGACGAUAUGAAACCUCAAAAUAUUUCGUUUAUUGGAAACGACGAUGAGCUUUCACAAGGCAUAAGAGGUUUACACAUCACGUCUGGCAACCGUACAUAUAGAAUUCCAUCGCCGACUAGACCUUCUAUAUCACGUAAUUCGUUUCAACCCCAUCCAUCGUUAAGAGAAGCCACACCAUCUCCGUCUGGUACACCGGAAGUUACGCCCCUCGAUCCAACCGACGCCGGGGAAAAAGGAUUUUACAUUUGCUUCGACAACGACGCGCCGAAGAAGCCGAAACCCACUCUCAAAGUGAAAAGAACAUCUCCCAAGAAGGAACGAACAGUAUCCUCCUACAUCGACAACGAAGAUUUCAUGGUACGUUCCGAAUCCCCGUCCACCAUCACUGACAGAAAGCUCCUGGAAGCUAGGCGGGAUUCGGAUCGAGAGAAGCAGCGUCAGCUAGACGAAAGGGAAUAUCAUCGACAAGAAAUGAGAGAUAAGGAGUUGCAAAGAGAGGGGGAAAGAGAGAAGCAAAGAGAGCGACGCGAUGCUAGCGCGGAGAGUCGACAAUCCGGAGUCGGACUAAUAAUUGGAAAUCAGCUCGCGAAUCCUGAUCCAAAUUCCUUGGACGAAAUGGAGCGAAAGAAAGAGCGCAUAAUGCUGCUGUCGUUGCAAAGAAGGCAACAGCAAGAGGAAAUGAAAGAGAGGAAAGAAGCAGAGGCACAAGCGCGCAGGGAACAAGAGAAAAUGAAAGCGGAGGAAAGAGCUCGUAAAAAGGAAGAGGAAAGACAACGAAGAGCAUCUAUUUUAGAGCAACAUAAAGUUAAGAAGGCAAUAGAAGAGGCAGAGAGAGAAGGCAAGGUUAUCGAUAAGGAGCUUCUAAAUGCAAUAAAGCCAACAAAACUGCGUAAUAAGACUGCAACGACCCGGCCACGACCCAAGACGAUUCACGUGGACGCUGGCGCCGAGUUGGACUCCGGGGCACUGACGCCCAGUCGCGGGAAAAAGGGAUCUUCUUCUAACCUAAGCACAGCGUCGCUGACCUCCCCGACGAUGAGGCGAGACUACUACCGAGGCUCGCAGGACAGUCUUACUGCUGCCCAUUUUGAUGACCGACGUUCCGGCCCUCUUUAUCGGGGCGGCAGUCUCAGGGUAUCUUCCGUAGAUUCGCCCGACGACGGUAGAGGAUCCUCGCCUUGUCGAAGCAUGAAUCAACUCGGUCGACGCGGUUCCUACAAGACAUCCAGAGAUGUGCAGGAGCCUCAGCAACAGGUUAGAGGCAGGCCUAAAUAUCCGAGUUACCAAAACUUUAAGGGGAGAAAGUCUAAUUCCUUGAUGAAUUUGUGUGGUUCGAGUAGUGAUCAAGACGGUAUGAUGUGUCGAUACACAGAUACGGAUAGCGGUCUGGGCAGAGCAACGCCUCCGAGGAGAGCUCCGAGUCCCGGAAUGGGCAGCAUGAGGCAUCUUCCAUCCCCGUCGGGCCCUGGCUCCUUACCUCCCGGUUUGAUGACGAAGAGAAGAGUAUUCGACGACGGCAGCAGCGACAUCAGCAGCACGCCCAGUUCGAUGAUGGACUAUAACGGUCCAAGAUUGUAUAAGCAGCCAACGACAAAAUCGAAUCGUGGUAUCAUGUUAAAUGCUGUGGAAUAUUGUGUGUUUCCGGGCACGGUAAACAAAGAGGCGAAAAGGAGAGUUUUAGAUGAAAUCGCGAGAUCGGAAAGCAAGCACUUCCUUAUUUUAUUUCGAGAUGCUGGCUGCCAAUUCCGAGCUCUCUACUCAUACUGCCCCGACAGAGAAGAAGUAUCGAAAUUAUACGGCACCGGGCCGAAACAAGUCAUCGAUAAAAUGUUCGACAAAUUUUUCAAAUACAAUUCGGGAGGAAAAUGCUUUUCACAAGUUCAUACAAAGCAUCUGACUGUAACCAUAGAUGCCUUUACAAUACAUAAUAGUCUUUGGCAAGGGAAAAAAGUGAAUUUGCCGAACAAGAAAGACAUGCCUCUCGUCAUAUAGUUUUACACAAGUGUCACACUUAACAUUAUGCUACUCUAUGCCCUCUGUUGUUCAUAGUUACUAUUUUAAUACAGGCCCAUAUUAAAUUAAUGCAAACGUUGCGUUCUUAGUCAAUUUUAUAAGGACAAAUGAUUGAUGCUGACUCGCGAAUUUAAGUACUCUCAUUAAAUAUGAUUAUACGGUUACAAUUAAACGGAGCAUUGUUACCAUACGUUUCCCUUUAAUUUGUCUUCUGUUUUCUUCCCCCCUCCCCUCUCCCCCUUUUUUAAGUUAACGUUGGCAUCAAUCACUGUGCCGUAAGAUUACCAAUAUCUACCAUAGGAACGGUUUGUUGUCAGUAUCUAAUAUCUUUGCGGACUAACUUUCGACGUGUAACCGCCUUGUAAUCAUGUAAGCUGCUGUGUUGUAAAUGAAAGAUGUGACUGAUUAUAUUAUAUUAUAUUUCUUAUAUUCUUUUUUUUUCGCUAUGAGAGGCAGGGCUUUCAUGAAUGUUACGUAAUUCGCACACGCGUUAAUUAAAAAAUUUCUUAAUUAUUAUUAUCGUAGUUGUCUUUUAUCGAUCGAUCGCCAAACGCAAACGGAGGAUCGUUUCUGACAGAGUGAAAGAUUUAAAUAUUCGAUGCGAUUUUUCUAUUUCAUUAAUUUCUAAUAGAACAGCGAAUAGCAAAAAAUUCGCUGUGCGUUAAAUUUUCUGCUUUAGCAUCGUAAGUUCUACGGUUUUUUAUUAAAUUUUUUCAAGCUCAAAAUUAUUUUGAAUUCCUUGAAUUGUAGUGUGUGUCACUGUCGCUAUGUAAGGCUAAUUAAUGAUUCCUCGUAACUGUUGACAGUUGCAACAGAAUAUACAGGCUCGGAGCAAACUAUAGGUAAGAACUUAGGGAUCAGUGGAGCACAGUAGGAGAAACGAAAACGCCAUAAUAAACAUAUUAGCAAAAAAUUCGUUGUGAACGAUAAUUGUGAACUGUGAUUGGACAAAUUUCUUUGUUAAAUCUGGUUUUGGAGGUUAUGGAAAUUAAUUCGUAUUGUAAACUAUUACAGAUAUAUAUAUCUAUAUCCAUUUUAAAAUUAAUCGAUACGUCGAAUUUUCGAGGUUAGAUUGUCUAGAAAAAAUUUAAAUAAUACGGAAUAAAACUCCAGUACUCAAACAGUAUUAAUCCAACUAUUAACCAGAACUGUUGCCUUCGAAAUUAGAAAACAGAAUGUGUUCGAAACGAUAUUUUUUAAAAAUCGUUUGGUGCCGUCUGACGACUUCUAUCAACCCUAAAAUUUGAACCUAUAGUUUCUCUACAUCCUGAAUAGUGUAAUUCGUCGAGUAAGAAGAACCAGCUCACGGACAAAAGUGGAUAUGUACAUAAAUAAGUUGAUUUUGAUUAGUGGAAGAGAAUACCAAAUCAGCCUUAAGAUCAAUCCGAAUGUAAUCGAUGUGCGAGGAUGAUUUUCUUUUUUUUUUAUUACUGUGUAGGUACGUGAUAAUUUAUAAUACGCUGCGUUGAUUUCAAUUGUUUGAGUUUUGUGAAGCGUGAAUAUAGAAAUCGCAAGGAUUUGAGAGGAGAGAAUGGGACCGUACCAAACAGUACCAAAAUUAAAAUCUCCGAGGGAAAGAUAUUGUCGAGGAGCGUAAAUAUGGCAACUGGUGUGAGAUUUUCGAUCGAAUUGUUCUAUUUCCUGCGCGCAUUACAUACUUAUCUUUUUGUGACAUACGAGACCGUACGAAAUCUUGUAUCGUUUUCUGUUUGUAAGAGGAAAGCAGAUGGCAUGGAAUUUACACCGUUAAAUUUCCCGGGCCUAAAAUGCGAUUUUAAUCAAACGUGUCUGCAUUCCUCGCAACCCCUGGCGGCGUGUUAGCAAUUUAUUUAUGAACGUCUUAGCGUAAAUUUUAACGAAGCGGACUAAAGUCUGACCGGUUUGAUGAGUUGGGCAGUCCCCUUUACGAGUUUUGACGGCAGCAUGGAUUUAUUUUCAGAUGUAAAUUGCUCCCUUUUAGUAUGGUUCUUAUUUCCUAAUGGAACGUGUCAGUCCAAUUUCAAGCGAACGUAAUAAUGCGGCCCCCGUACUGUACAUGAUGAAUAAUUAGCAUAAUAAUGUAACGGAAGAACUAUUUAUUGUGCCAUAAAUUUAAUGUCCGCCCUUCGUGUGGGAUUGGCACUGACCUUCCAUCUUGACAAUUCGAUCUUUUUAACGUAUAUACAAUUCGUUUGUCGUAAUAUGCUAAUAGGACGAAUGGAUAGUAAUAGAUAGAAAUACAUUUUUGUACAGAAAUAUGGAGGGUCUGUCCAUUGUAGAAUUUUCAUUCUGUUCGUUCGUUUAAUUAAGUUAUAUCGUAAGGUUUAAUAAUUUUCGUAUUUUAUCUUGGCGGGCAUGUGCAUGGAAUUUCGAGCAAUGAUGUUAAAGAGAAAAAAAAUAACGAAAAAGAAAAAAAAGAAUCGGUUCACUUUAGACCCCCUAUAUUCUGCAAUGGCGUAACACACAACCGUAUUGAUUAUUACUAAGUAAUUAACAUAUCGAAUUUCAUGUUCUCCAUGAUUAAUCGCGGAAAAUAUAUUUUUAAUUCGCAACGACAAAACUUGGUUCGAUCGUCCCGAAUUAUUUCGAUAGCCUCGGUGCACGAGACUUGGGGUAAAAGGAAAUUUAAAAAAAAAUCCGUCGAUUAUAGUAUCCAAAGAAAAAGUUCAUUAUUCUAUUCUCGUCUAUUGUAAACUAUCGUCGUGAAAUAUGGUGGAUAGAAAAAUUUUCGCGAGCUUCAAAACCUUGAAACAGUCCGACUUGACAAUAUUGAACGUGAAGUAAAAACGCCAUAAGAUGAAUUGUGAGACGUGGUAAGUCGAGUACAGUGAAUGGGGGGAAAAAAAAUUAUGAUAACGAUGUAGUCACUAAUCUUAAGGGUCAACGAGGAGAGUAUCGGGCUUGAGAUGGGAUCGAACACAAAGUUUAAGAAAAGGAUGUGUUAACUGUGGGUGGAAAAGUGGUUGCUUGUGCUUGAUAUUUAUAUUUUUCGAAGCAGAGAAUAUUAUUAGUGAGCUGGCACCGGCGUGAUAAAUAAUGAAACAAAGACAGAGAUACGAAUGGAAUAUAAAUAAUCGCGCUUACUAAUAAUAAACGAUUACCUUUUAUGUAACAAUCCUUCAUUUUUAUUAUCGCAAGGAAAACGGAAACUGAAACUUCGUAAAAUCAUAAAUGUUCGAUUUAUCCAUGUCUGUAAAUAUUAUGUUUUUAUAUACGCAUAAAUGAAAACUACCACUCGAUGAUAUAUAUUUAUUGAGUACGUCAAGUAAAUUUCGGUCAUAUUUUACUGUUAGCAUCUUGCAGUCAUCAAUAAAAUUUAAUAACCUACUUUGCAAUAGACUUUUAUUCUUCUGCGAACGAUAAUAUAUCGAACUAAGUGUAUUAUUCGUAUUAUUGGGCUGUAAUGUUAAUGUACAUAAAUUUUUGGAGUACAGAAGAGGGU